ACGUCAGAAACGUUUGCAAUUUAAACUGAAUAUAAACAAAUCGUCUAUGAAAUUUUUUCACUCGAUCUUAUUGUGCGUUAUCCCCACUGUAUCAAUAACAAAAGUUUGUCAUAAAUAGUGUAUAUUUUAGAUUUCGGAUACUAAAAUAAUUCUUAGAAUAAUUUGUUCCCUUCACUAUGGAUGCAUCGCUUGAUCAAGAUGAUGAGGACUUUUUUGAUUCUCAAUUGUCAUCAGCUCAAACUGUUAGACUUAGCCAUUUAAACAAUAAGAGUUCCGUGUUGUGUCCAAAAAGUCAGAAUAUCACUAGUCAGUAUUUAGCUCUACAACAGCUUGAUGCUCAUCAGAAAAUGAUUGCAAGAGCUAAAGGUAUUGUAGAUACAUUUGCACCUCAGUCAUUGCAAAGUUAUAUAAGUGUUGUUGGUCAGCAGAAAAAGAAAUUAUGGAGAAAAUCACCAAGCCAAUCUAAAUCAUCUGAACUCAAAGAAACAUUUAAUGCUGUGUCCCAUUCUUCAUCGAGGCCUCAACCUUUCUUAUCCGAUGAAGAAGAUAAUGCAAGUUUAAAUGCUUCAUCUGUAAAUAGAGCAAUACAGACCAGCAUACCAUUAGUUAGUUUUGGCAAUAAUACAGAUGAUAAAAUCACUUGGUACCUGGAAGCUCUGAGACAAGGUGAACUGUUAUCCCACCCAUUUGCUUACACGAGAGAAUCGUCAAAAGAACAUUCCCACCUCGCCACCUCGAUGAAUAAAAGACGAACUUUAAACGGUGAUAUUUUGGACACUCAUGUGAACUGCUUUUCAAAAUCAAAAAAACCCUUUUCUCCUAGAGUAGUGGCAGACACUGCUGUGAAAUCAAAACUAAAAGAAAUGCGAUGCUAUCAGCCUCCUGUAAGAAGAAAGAAAAAAAGCAGUGAAAAUUCUUCAGACACUUUUGAAAGUUACCAUGGUGAAGAUUCAGAGGAAGAUUCAAAAGAAGAAGAAAAAGAUUUUCAUAAUCCUCCAGAGGAUGUUGAAACCCAGAUCAACAUGAAGACAUCCUCUGAAAGAAAUUUUAAUCUUAAUGACAGAUUGCAUGAUUAUUUAAUCCACCAGAACAGAGUUAAAUUUGAGAGCAAUGGCAAAAAAGAAAGUCCAAAUAGAAAUGAUGAAGACAAAUAUCUUGAAUUUUUGAGUAAAGUUACAGAACAUAUUUUAAGAAGUGGAGUUUAUUCUGAUCGAGCUAUCCAGCAAGCUUUUGACUUUCAUAUGCAGUUUUAUCAAGAAGAUGACAACAAAGAUAAAUUACAAUUGCUUCUAAAUCAAGUAAUGGAAGGCAUGAAAAUUUCUAGCAGCGACUCGGAGGAAAUUCCCUGCAACAAAAGUUCACCAUUUUUAAGUCGUCCAAACACACCUCCGGUCAAAGAACUUCCGGGUAUUUUCCCAUUUACUGCUAGAAAUGAUGAAUCAACUGAAGAAUAUCCACCAAGCAUAUCUUCUCAAGCACAAAACGUUGAAGACCUACUAAGUGAUCCACACUUAUUAUCAGAUAGUGGCAUUAGUAUCAGACAAACUGAUUCUUGACCAUUAACUUAAUAUUAAUUGAGUAUUUAAAAAUUGACUUUUUGUAUAGUAUUUUAUUCUGAACGCACAAUUACUUUUUGAUUUAUUUUAAAGUUGAAUUGCUAAUCAAAAACCUUCAAUCAUUUUUGCAGUUUUUGAGUGAGUGUUAUUUUUUAUUGUUAUUUAUAUUACUGUAAUGACACAUUUUUUGUUCAACAGUUUUAUUUUGAGUUGAAACAAAUUAUUCUAUAUGUUAUGAUAUUCAAUUAAAAUAAAUAUAAAAUAAUCUUAUUCUUAUAAUUCAUUCUGUUUAAAAGUUUUUAUAUACCUAUAGUAAAUAAAAAGUAUGAGGUUUUAAUUUGAGACAUACAGGCAAAAUAUAAAAUAUGCACUUUAAAAAAGUGUAUAUUCUUAAAAUAGCAUUUAUAAUUGUUUAAUAAAAAAAAUUAGUUCAUUAUGUAAUUAAUAUAGAGCAUAGUUUAAAUAUUUUAAAAAGUUGUAUUAGUUUGACCAAACCGUACACAUAUUCCAUUUAAUACAAUUUCCGUUCCAUUUAUGUUGAUAUAAAAUAACUUGUUGGUUUUACUAUUCUUCACUUAGAAAUUUUCAUAAAAUUUCUAAAUAAAUCAACGCUCUCUGCCGAUAUGUUAUUUUACUUCAAAUUUACAAUUUAUUAUUAUUAAGCAUUUUUGCAACUAUAGAACAAUCUUAGUAUUUUAUGAUUUCUUUUCUGUUUACAUAACAUGUUCACAAAGUAAUUAUUAUCAAAAUGAUUAGAAAAUAGUAAUUAAAUCUUCUCUGGGCAGUUUUUAGAUUUUAAGAAAGAGAACGGAAAUUAAACUUAACAUACAUACCAUGUAUAUUUAUUUUAUGCUUAAAAUGUAUAUAAUUAUAUUGGAACCCCUUAGAUAUUUUUAUUUUUAAACUAUGAAACUUAAUAAUCAAAAAAUCAUAAAUUUGUUUUGCAUUAUUUUUGAAUUAACAGGGCUGAAAAAAAUUUGCACUAACAUUUUACUAAUAAUAGGCAGUUUUAAUGAAGCAUUGUCAGGAGUAAUCUGACUUAGUUUUAUGUAGUAAAACAAGAUAAUGCAAAAAAAAAAAUCCUUUCAGUUUUCAAAUAAAUUAUGCCCAUUUGAAAAUCUACAUUAUUCAUAUACAAAAAAAUGGAAACAUUUACGCCCGUAUUCACCAUUGACCCUAACCCUCAGUCAGAGUUCAAAACAGGUUUUAUGAGAGCAACUCUAGGUCAGAGUCCAAAAUUUCAUUUCACCGUGUGCGUAACUGCGAGUUACUCUAACCCAGAGUUAAGUAACUUUAAACUAAAGAUAUUCCCGGUUAGAGUAACCGCGCAUGCGCAGUAAACGAGUGUUUGCUCAUUUACUUCGUUUUCUUCGUCGGUAUUUUUUAUAUUUCUGCUCUUUUUCGUUUGAUAAUUUUAAAUGUUUUAAAUUUUGAAUUCUUUUUUUGUAUUUUUAACCGGCAGAUUUCCCCGGUUUGAGCAAACGCGGAUACAAAGAAGGAGAUUUUUUAUUUAUUUAUGUUUUCAAAAAUAACACUUUUGAUGUUCGGUUGCUUAUGUUCAAUGAGGUCAAUUUUUUCACUUGAUGCAACUAUAAUUAAUUUAUAUCUUUGCCUUGCCUUAAAAAAAAUAGCAUACCAUAAUAUUAAUAAAAUGAAAAUAUAUCAAUAAAAUGAAAAUUAAAUAACACUUUAUUUUGAUGUUCGGUUGCUUUUUUUAUGUUUAAUAAGAUCAUUUUUUUACUAGAUGUAACUAUAAUUAACUUACAUCAAAUAAAUGCUUAUUAAUAAAAUGAAAAUUAAAUUUUCUUGAGUUAAUAUCUUCUACAGAAGAUACUAUAUAUAUUUCUCAAAUUAUUAUUAACAGUCGUUACAGCACUUAAAUAAUUUUUCACUCGAAAAAAAAGGUCGUGGAUAAUAAAGAUUGCGGCUACAAUAAUUCAAAUGAAUAGUGUAAGUAAGAAGAUUGUAAAUAAUUUUACUAACUUUUACUUAUUUUUUUAAAAGAAAGAAAACAACCGAUACUUGAAAAAAAUAUAAAAUUUAAAAAAGAAUAUAAUUCAUUAAAUGUUUUUAGAUUUCAAUAAUAUCUAUCGAGAUGAUAGAUCUUGCCCAAAAAUAAAAAUAGUUUAGAGUUGAACUUCCAAAAUAAUGUGCAAUAUUUAGAUAUGAAGAUAACGAAAAGAAUUUAAAACUUUUUAAAUCCAUAAAAUAAAGCUAUUAAUUAAAUUUAAAAACAUAUACAUUAUUUUAAAUAUAUAUUAGAAAUUAUGCUGAAAUAAAUAUUACUUAAUCAAUGCAAAUUUUGAUCCGAGGUAACAUUUUAACUACACAAUAAUUUGCAUCAAAUAACUUUGCAAAUCAGGAAAUUUAGAAUUGUAUAAGCAUAAAAUAAUCUGCAGAAUAUUUCGAAAAAAUAGGAUCAUUUGGAAGAGAUUUAUUGCUUAAAACUAUAUGAAAUUAAAAUGCCCGUCUUUAGUUAUAAUUUUUAAUAUAUAGCCUGACUACUUUAUGACAUAUGGGGCAUUUAUACAACUGAUACAUUUCCAUGUACAAUUAUCGAAAUAAUUAAAUUUUUGAAGGCAUAAUUUUUUUAAAAUUUUAAGGUUUUGGAAUAUUUGUUCCGAUUAUGACAUUUUCCUUUAAAAAAAUUGUUAUCUUAUUCACCAUAUCACCGACGUCGAUUCUCUCUUAUCAUCAGCAGAUGGCAGCACAAUAGUAGUUAUUUAUAACUUCUGAAUAACAUGAAUGUGUUGAUUUAUGCUUAUCUGUACUAAGAAGUUUAUUAUAUACAAUUUCAUUUAAAGUUUUAAAAAAAAAAAUUCUUCUCAAUGGUUUAAGUUAUCGAUAAUAUGUUAUGAAAGGGAAGAAAAAAGAAAGAUCAAAAAUACGCUAAUAAGGAUGAUAAUGAUGUUAACAUAAUCCCCUUGAUUAUAGUGUAAAAUAAAAGUAUUAAAUUACUGCGUGAAAUAAAAAUAUUUUUAAUUGAAUUUCAGUUACAUUUCUAUUGUUGCUUGCGGCUUUAUGAUAUCCAUAAUAAUAAAAUAUCUAAAUUCAUAAUAAUAAAGCUCGCAUCCUUUUGCUCAUCAAUACAAGUCAGUUAAAAACGAAACUAAACAUAUUUUUUAUUUGACCAGUAAAAGAGAGAUUCAAAUUUAAUUACUCGAUGUAAUCUCUUUUUCUUCUUUUAAUAGAAUUUUUUUUAAAAAAAAUAGCAACAAAAAUUGAAAACAAACGCUAUUAAUACGGCUAUAAAUCUACCGCCGGGACGCAAUCUACCGCUUGUAACUGCCGGUCAAGAAACCCGCAGUUAAGAAACCGACGGUCAAAAAAUAAUGGUGGAAUCGCUUUUGAACUCUCGGUCAAAGUUUCCAAACCGGGGGUUUUGGAACUGGGAGUUACGCGUUAGGUCAGAGUCAAUGGUGAAUACGGGGGUUAAUGGACUCACCAGGUCAAGAUUUCAAAGAUGACAAAGGUUCCGAAUCUGCUAAUUAUUUUCACUAAAUUAGCGUAACUUAAAAAGGUGAACAAAAAUUCAAAAUUUUAUCUUAUGAAAUGCAAAGCCGAACAAAUGAAAACUACUUUGAAAUUACAUCCAUCUUAUUUUAUCAUAAAUAAAGUGGUCAGAAAUAUAGUUUUUUUUUAACAAGAGUUCUACUAUGUCUUUUAAAUAAAAAAAAUUGUCUUUUUUUAACUAUUAAUAUAAUGUGUUAAACAAUACUUUUAUAAAUUCUAAUGCAUAAUCACCAAUUUUUAAGUCUCAUUUUACUAAUAAAGUAUUUCUGGGAUUUUUA
Parasteatoda tepidariorum (common house spider) is the source of this 5347-nucleotide messenger RNA. RefSeq names its product spermatogenesis-associated protein 7 homolog. Gene Ontology annotation, biological process: microtubule cytoskeleton organization. Gene Ontology annotation, cellular component: axoneme; ciliary basal body. Lineage: Eukaryota; Metazoa; Arthropoda; Arachnida; Araneae; Theridiidae. The record is from RefSeq and is a predicted model, not a curated record.